AUGAAGGCCAGGAGUCGCAACAUCCUUAGCAUCAUCGAAAACUCUCUCUUUUGGUGCCAGUACAGUAAUGUGCUUACUGAGAUACGUCAAGAGUACGGUUUUCUGCCCCAUUCGUCUCUGAAGCGUUACAAAACAAUAUUGGCACUUCACGAAACAACCGAACGGAUAAGUAAGGAGAUACAUACACUAUCUAAUAGACGAGCAGCAGUGCCUAGCGCGGAUAACCCCGCCACAGCUGACCGCCUAGUCUAUCUUUGUAGACAGCUAAUAGCUUACCAAAGAGAGAAGGUGGCACAUGCCAGCGCAGCACUCCUGGAGCUUAGGCAGGCCCAGAACUCCAUUGCCUAUUGUAAUCUAAAGCAUGCAGACGAUGCAUCUGUUGCCCAGGUGUUGACCAGUGUUCACAGUUUUCAACAAUCUCUCUUCCAACAAGGCCAGACUGCGGAUGCGGCAGAAGCACAGUUUGGUGCCUCCGACCUGUUUGCGUGUUACCGGAACUUCAGCGCGUCUGGCCUUUUGGGCCCGUCCCCCUACCUCCCACUUAACCCACACAUUCUUGAACCGUGCUACAUGCCAGACUUUAACGACUUACAGAUGAAGACUGCCGGUGGGAAAACCACGUCGGGGUUUUCUCCGCCAGAGAUUGUCAAGUCGAACUUUCCCUAUACAGCCUGGCUGACGCCAGAGCAGCAACGAGGAUUCAACAUAGACGAGUCAGAGAAGGCCCGGGCCUGGUCUAUCUUACUAGAUAAUAGCUAUGCUGCACACACCUUUUAUAAGUCUUGCUCGUCCUUUCUCGGGCUUGUGUCUAUGAUGGAUUUUGAUGUUACCUUCGAGGACUUCUGCAAGCUCAAUGAGUGCGAUCCACAGCAGUCUGCGGACCUCUUUCAGUACUGGUCACAUAGCUACAAUACACUAAAAAUUUUAUCAGAAAGCGUUCCCAUAGAUGAGUUCACUUACUUCAAGCUGCGUCAGCUAGAGGAGAACAGUAAGUAUCGCUACUGCCCCAAUUGCCAGGUGCUUGUUGCACUUGGCGAGGAAUGCCAGCUAUGCCACUACAAUGGUUUUGCCUGGAUCAUGUUUCAGCCUCUAAGUACGGAGCUUGAUGAGCCUCGACUCAAACUUACCAGAACAUCGACUAACAAUAGCUACCAGUUUCCACCCAAUUUUUUUAUGAAGGUGUUGCGCGACCCUAUCAGAUUGCUCAGGGAAAUUCAGCAGAUGCUGAAGAAAGCUUUGCAAUGGUAUAACGGAUUGCUUAAGCAGAAAGUUACAUCAGAGCCACUUAAAGAGUCGAGCAAGGAGCCCCCCAAGGAUCAAGGUCAUGGAGUACUGGCAACACCUGUGCUCACGCUAUCCUCAAUUAUCGGGAGCGGUAGUAUACGCUGGACUGGCGUUAGCAUUUCUAAUGAUAUUACUAGCGCUAACUCCAAUAGACUGGAAGCAGGAACGAACGGCGACAUGACCCCUGGGAGUGCUUCUGCCGCUAAUGGGCCGCAUGCCUCUAUGCGCCAGACCAACUCCAUAAAGAAUACGAAGGUAAUUCUAACCACAAUGGAACAUGCCUCUAGGCAAGAUGUACAGCUUGUUUCGGGAAACAAACAAUCAUACCCCCUCUUUCUGAAGUCGCAAGCUGAGCUGUCGUCCUCUGAUCGUAUAGAGUUGUCUGAUGAAGUCACCGUUCUCUAUGAGCAGACUCAACCGACUGCUAGCAAGCCUCCACGCUCUUCCGUACGCAAGCAGGGGCACCGACGCUCUUCUCAAGAACCUAGUAUGCUCAGCAGUUCUGUCAGUGAGCACAGUGUCACAGGUGUGAAAAUGGAGGUAAGCUGUACUUAUGACGCUGUCUCAACAAACACAGAUGCCACCGAAGCAGGAUAUUGCUUCUGCUCCAAGAGCAAUAAGAAGGUUUGUAGUGACGAUAUGAUAUGCUGCGAAAGCAACAAUUGCAAGUUUGCCAACGAAGGAUGGUUUCACGUUGAUUGUCUUGGAUUGCGGAGCCACUCUAAUGAAACAGAUGUGAUGAGCAAGUUAGAGAGCGUCGAGUUUUAUUGUCCAGGAUGCUACGUAGAGAUUCUGAAGAAGCACAUUAACGGUUGGCCCAUGCUAUUUCCGUUCUUGACAACAACAGAACAGCGGCAAGCACUUUUAGAAUAUGUAAUCAAGCAGUGGCAAGAAAACUUCAGCAUGAACCUGGAUCGGGCCAGUAGACAGAUCCGUCGGGAGGCAACAAGUCACCUUCAUCACGUUGCUGCAGAACCAGAGCAUGACGACCUUACUGCACAGAUCAAUGCACUAGGAGCAGAUUCUAAUUUACAGAGGUCUGACGCAGUAGCAGGGUCUACUGCAUUUCCACAACAAUCUCCUGCACGACCCAGUCCACCACGAUCAGAACGUCCUCCAAAGAAGGAAAAGUCAUGA
This is a messenger RNA of Giardia duodenalis, 2421 nucleotides long. RefSeq lists its product as uncharacterized. The transcript has a single exon. The record is from RefSeq and is a predicted model, not a curated record. NCBI's taxonomy places the organism in Eukaryota, Fornicata, Diplomonadida, Hexamitidae. Bases 1 to 2421 code for a protein of 806 amino acids.